This is a messenger RNA of Rhodamnia argentea, 715 nucleotides long. RefSeq names its product dihydroneopterin aldolase 1-like. NCBI's taxonomy places the organism in Eukaryota, Viridiplantae, Streptophyta, Magnoliopsida, Myrtales, Myrtaceae. Gene Ontology annotation, cellular component: cytoplasm. Gene Ontology annotation, molecular function: dihydroneopterin aldolase activity. The record is from RefSeq and is a predicted model, not a curated record. Bases 150 to 611 code for a protein of 153 amino acids. The transcript is spliced from 4 exons. Gene Ontology annotation, biological process: folic acid-containing compound metabolic process.
CAGUAGCCUUCCGUUCGCCAAGCACACUAGCGUCGCAAUUUGGUCGAUGUUGGUGGCGACAUCAUCGUUGGUUUGAAGGGUCGUCUGGCUACUUCGAUCGAGAUCAGUAAGUCGCCAUGUCCUCCCUUCGUUAACUGUCGUUGCUCGAUAUGGUAGGGGUGUGGUGUGUCCGCUUUCCUACUUUUGAUUUUGCAUUCGAUGCGCUCUUCGGAAUGUCGAUGGAAAACCUCGAGGUGUUGAGGGGUGACAAGCUCAUAUUGAGAGGCUUGUUGUUCCAUGGCUUCCAUGGGGUGAAGUCAGAAGAGAGGAAACUAGGUCAGAAAUUUUUGAUUGAUGUAGAUGCUUGGAUGGAUCUCCAGGCAGCUGGAAAGUCGGACGUGUUGUCUGAUACUGUCAGUUACACUGACAUCUAUCGCAUAGUGAAGGAAGUCGUGGAAGGACCGCCCAAGAAUCUUCUAGAGGCGGUGGCAGAGCACAUUGCGUCCACUGCUCUGGCAAAAUUCCCCCGGAUAACGGCUGUUCGUGUGAAAGUCGGGAAGCCUCAUGUUGCAGUUCCUGGUCCUCUUGAUUAUUUGGGCAUUGAGAUACUAAGGUACAGAAGUUGCUUUUAAACUGGAUUCCAAUCUGUUCGACUCGUAAGUGGAUUGUAAGACCUGCAUAAUGGGAAAGGGUCUUCAACAUUUCGGGUAUACUGGAUUUCAACUUAGUUUUCUGU